AUGACAGCGGCUUUGCGAGUCAAUGUGCUCUGGAAGUACAUCUUCUCCGAGCCGGCGCGCUGGCUCACCGGCAAGGCCGGCGAGCUCGGCUGGGGGCUCGAUGACUCGAGCGAGCUGCUCGACGCCAUCUACGACAUUAUGCAGGCCGUCGCCGCGGACGGCCGCCGGCUGCUCGACCCGGCCUACGACCCCUUCGCCUCCUUCGCGGCCAAGUACCCGGAGUUCGCGGCGUGGCGCGCGGCGCACGCGAAGGAGGAGCUCAAGGCGGCGGACGGCACGUCCUACCCGAUCCACGCGAUGGUGCUGGCAGAGGCGCGCGAGCCGACGCGCGCGGGCAACAUCCAAUGCGAGGCACGCGUCAUCACGCUCGCCGAGGAGAUGGCCGAGGCGGCGCUGUUCGCGAUGCGCGACCCGCGGCGCUCGAUCUCGAGCAUGCUGGUGUCGCAGGGGGGCAAGUUCGCCGUCGGCGCUGAUCCGGGCCGCAACGCUGCGACGGCCGGCGCGCACGCGACCAACGACCGCGUCGAGUCGAACUUCGGCUGCCUCGACAUCCUCAUGCGGAUGCCUAAGCCGGAGGCGCAGCAGCUCGAGUACCUGCGCUACCAGAUUGAGAUGCGCGUGCUCGGCCUCGGCUGGAGCGAGUACGCGACUCGCUGGUCGUCCGCGGCCGACUCUAGGAUCGGCACCGUCGCGCACCUGACCAAGCUGCUCGAGGAGCUCAUCAAGGGGGAGACGGCGCGCAAGCGCUUUCCUGCGGACAGCGUAUCGGGGCUGCCGACGGAGGCGGCGCCCCCGCAGCUGGCAGCGGGCGGCUCGACGCAGCUUGGCACUCUCGACGCCGACGCGGUGGAGGUGCGGUCUACGACACGAUUCAACUCGGACGAGCUAAAGCGGAAGGCCGAGGCAGAGGUGGAGCGGCGCAUUGCGGCGGGCAUCUCCGAUGAUACGGAGUGGAGGCAGCCGGAGAAGGCUCCCGCCUUCGACUCGGCGCUUGUCGGCAAGCGGCUCGAGGUACUCUGGAAGUACGCCGACAAGGACACGAACCAGCCGCACAUGAUCUGGUCGACGGGGCGCGUCGAGGUCGAGGUCUUGCCGGCCGGCGCUGUGCUCUGGGCUUGGGACGCGGACCCGGAGUUCGACGAGGCAGCGGGCGAGCAAUGGCUGUUCCUGCUGCCAAAGAAGUGGAACCCGAAGACGCACAAGCAGGUGUACAGCUGGCGGUAUGACCCUCGCGAGCUCGGCGCCGUGGAGGCGCCCACGGCCGACCCUCGGCGCCGCCAGUGCCGCCGGGACACGGAGCAGUGA
Molecule: messenger RNA, 1305 nt
Organism: Emiliania huxleyi CCMP1516
Lineage: Eukaryota; Haptophyta; Isochrysidales; Noelaerhabdaceae
Exons: 4
Coding region: 1-1305 (434 amino acids)
Source: RefSeq, a predicted model, not a curated record